Molecule: messenger RNA, 786 nt
Organism: Cladocopium goreaui
Lineage: Eukaryota; Dinophyceae; Suessiales; Symbiodiniaceae
Source: the annotation of a GenBank genome assembly
AUGGACGCACCGGACUGGAGCAAUUGUGCAUAUGUGAUGCUAUUGGAUGCAACUCGGAAUUUGUUGAAUGACAUCGAUUUAAUCGUGUACGACAUGGCUGGCACCACUGUUCAGGAGGGCGGCAUCGUCUACAAGACCCUUCAGUCAGCGAUGCGUGAGGAUGGCCUCUCAGUGCCAGACGAAGAAAUGCAUGCAUGGCAUGGAGCUAAAAAGGAAGCUGUGAUUGAGCACUUUGCGCUGAAGGCUGGGACGCCUCCGGAGCAAGUGACCGAGCGUGUGACGCGAAUCGGUGAGUGGUUUGUAAAUGCUAUUGAUGAUGCCUACUUUAACGAAGCUGCAGCGAUUGACCACAUUGACAUUGGCUUGUUGGGCUAUUUCAGGCAGUUGAAGGAUGCUGGCAUCAAAAUUGCCUUCGAUACUGGCUAUCCACAAAACAUUCAGCAAGGCCUCAUCAAGCGGCUUGGGUUUGACAAGAUUGCCGAUGCAUACAUUUCCUCCUACCAGGUGUCUGAAGGUCGACCCUAUCCUUACAUGAUCCAUCAUUUGAUGGAGCAAACCAAGGUCAUGAACGUGAAACGCGUUUGCAAAGUGGGCGACAGCGUGCGCGACAUCCAGGAGGGACGCAACGCUGGCUGCGGCUUGGUGGUGGGUGUCCUCAGUGGUGCUGACAGCUACCAAGAGCUGAUGGAUGCCGGGGCCCACAUGGUGUGCGACCGUGUCACUGACAUUCCUGUGCCACUGCGCCAGCCUGCUCUUGACAAGCAGGGGUUGCCAGACUUUAGCUGA